Messenger RNA from Alligator mississippiensis (American alligator), 1515 nucleotides. It is a transcript of the gene RBPMS2, whose product is annotated as RNA binding protein, mRNA processing factor 2. The record is from RefSeq and is a predicted model, not a curated record. Lineage: Eukaryota; Metazoa; Chordata; Crocodylia; Alligatoridae. Gene Ontology annotation, biological process: negative regulation of smooth muscle cell differentiation. Gene Ontology annotation, molecular function: mRNA binding; protein homodimerization activity. Bases 383 to 985 code for a protein of 200 amino acids. The transcript has 8 exons.
GAGAGCUGCUGCUUUUUUCUUCUCCCCGCAAGUGCCGUUGAUGAGCGGGUCGGGACGGCGCUGGGCUGCGCUCGGGCCCGGCAGCUGCGGCUGGUUGGCACCUUCCCCGCCCCCCCGGCCACCUCCAGGUGACCCCGGCGCGCUUACAAAUAGCCACGCGGCCGCCGCUCCUACCUGCACCGCGCACCGAGCUCCCCGCCCCGCACCGCGCCCCGCACCCGCACGGCCCCCGCGCACCAGGAGGGGAGGCAAGGACUGAGCGAGCGAGAGACAGAGGACGGAAGAGGGGGGCGGAAAAAGCAACCCCCUCGUCCCGUGCGGUCUCUGCACAAAGACGGUCCCGAGGAGCCGGGCGAGCCCGCUCUGCCCCGCCGCCCCCACCAUGAGCAGCCUCAACAAGGAGGGCGAGCACAGCAACAGCACCACCAACAUCGAGGAAGAGGUACGGACACUGUUUGUCAGUGGUCUUCCUGUCGACAUCAAACCCAGAGAGCUCUACCUGCUCUUCCGACCGUUCAAGGGUUAUGAAGGGUCACUGAUCAAGCUAACAUCAAAACAGCCAGUUGGUUUUGUUACCUUUGAUAGCCGGGCUGGUGCAGAAGCAGCAAAGAAUGCCUUGAACGGCAUCCGCUUUGACCCAGAGAACCCCCAGACCUUGCGGUUAGAGUUUGCUAAAGCCAACACUAAGAUGGCAAAGAGCAAGCUGAUGGCCACACCAAACCCCACCAACAUCCACCCUGCCCUGGGCGCGCACUUCAUCGCACGGGACCCUUAUGACCUGACUGGAGCAGCUCUGAUCCCAGCAUCUCCAGAGGCAUGGGCUCCCUAUCCACUGUACACCACAGAACUAACCCCUGCCAUCCCCCAUGCUGCCUUCACAUACCCAGCUGCUGCCGCCGCUGCUGCUGCCCUUCACGCUCAGAUGCGCUGGUAUCCUCCCUCUGAAGCUACCCAGCAAGGAUGGAAGUCUCGUCAGUUUUGUUAGCUCUUCGAGUCUCUUCUUGGCUUGCAUUCUUCCCUUUUUGUCUCUCCAUGGAGUGAUGUGCCAGGGAUGAAGCAGUGGAUCAAUCAAAAUCCCUUUGGUUUAUUUUGUAGGUAUCUGACAAGGUGCCAAGUCUGCAGUAACCUCACACUUCUCCUUUUACGGAGCUGUGGGAUUUCCCUCCCCUUCCCCUCAAAGACUGUGAAAAUAUAUAUAUAUAUCUGAACCCAACUCAGUGGACUGCAUUCUGUGUCUGCUUGACCCCCUCCCCUCACCUGCCUCCCUUCCUGAGGCUCCAUGACUGAGUUUCUCCUUUCUCCUACACUGAAGCCUAGUUGGAGAAGCUCAAUCCUGGUGGUGGACAGGUUUGUACCCAAUGAGACACUAGUGCCAUUGGAGGCCUUGCUGUUUCCAGAGCAAUACCCAGGCCUGCCUUGUCCUAAACGUUUGUUUAUGCAGCUCUGCCGAAGGAAAUGAAAGACAAUCGGUUUUGCAUGUUUUUCUGGCAUGAAUUAAAACACUUAACUUGUGUA